Messenger RNA from Oreochromis niloticus (Nile tilapia), 1140 nucleotides. RefSeq names its product histone H4. Gene Ontology annotation, cellular component: nucleosome. The record is from RefSeq and is a predicted model, not a curated record. Gene Ontology annotation, molecular function: protein heterodimerization activity; DNA binding; structural constituent of chromatin. NCBI's taxonomy places the organism in Eukaryota, Metazoa, Chordata, Actinopteri, Cichliformes, Cichlidae. The coding region runs from base 38 to 349 and encodes 103 amino acids. The transcript has a single exon.
UGUGCUGAUUGUCUUUUGUAUCAGCUAAGCUGGCAAAAUGAGUGGACGGGGGAAAGGAGGAAAGGGACUUGGAAAAGGAGGCGCUAAGCGUCACCGUAAAGUUCUCCGUGAUAAUAUCCAAGGCAUUACCAAGCCGGCCAUCCGCCGGCUUGCCCGCCGCGGCGGUGUGAAGCGUAUAUCCGGCCUGAUUUACGAGGAGACCCGCGGUGUGCUUAAAGUGUUCCUGGAGAACGUGAUCCGUGACGCAGUCACCUACACCGAGCAUGCCAAGAGAAAGACCGUGACUGCAAUGGAUGUGGUGUAUGCCCUGAAGAGGCAGGGCCGCACGCUGUACGGUUUCGGAGGUUAACUCUGUUAUAUCGACUCCCAACACAACGGCUCUUUUAAGAGCCACACAACUCAUCCUAAGAAAUAAGUGUUCGAACUUUACAGUUUCAGGCAUGGUUACAUAGAAUUCUGCACACAUGUUAGAAUAUUUUAAUGUUCAACUCUUGAAUGCAAUGUGAUUAUACAUAAGGAGUACAGGCAUCUUAAUGAAACAGCCGGUUAUGGUUGAAGGUAAGUCGUCGGGCUGGGGCUGGCUUCGUGCCCCAAACCAAGAUGGCGGUGGCGCUGAUGUGAGCAGCCACGUUAACUUAUUUCAUCUAGAUUUCCCGGAAACAGUCACUUUAACUUUCGGAAAGGUGGAUACUAUCUUGCCUCUUUCUCACUGAAACUCCCUUUCUCUGUAAAACCUAACAUUCUGCUGGUUAGUUGUCUUAUAACAUAACUUUUUAUUUAAUAAACAAAAUGGAGGAUGCCUAAUCCGGUGGCUCAACAGAGCUGCGCUGUGUUUGUGCUUGGCAGAAUGAACAUUUUCUAUUCGGAGUGAUACCAGAAGAACAAAAAAUAGUUAUAAUUAUGUAGUUAUAUAGUAUGAUAUAGUUCUUACUAGAAUGACACACUUUACUACAUAAUUUUGAUGUGUCUAAGCCUCCUACCACAAAGGAGUGUUUUACUGUGAAAAUUAUACCCUCCAGCAUCUGAAGCAACCAGUUUGGGUUUAAUUAAACAAAAACUACUCAUGUUUAUAAUUUAACAUUACAAAAUGUAUUUAGUGUGAAGUUAUUUACAGCACUAUGCAAUUGUAAUGAUGUUCUU